AUGGCGGGGUUAAGUCAGGGAAGGUCAUAUCGUAGGCAAUUGUUUGAUGAGAUAUUUGAUUUUAGUGAAGAUGAUAGUUUGUUCACUGAAGAUGUGGAGGAAGAUGAAUCAGCUGGUGAUCAAGAUAUGAACGAAGGAGGCAUUAGAGCAGUAGCAAACACUAAUGCUAUUGAAGAAGGUCCUCUAACAGGGAUGUUAUUUCCUUGUAUCAGCACUAUGUUCAACUUCUAUAAAGAACAUGCUAGAUUGAAAGGUUUUAGUGUUUUCAAAAGAUCAGCAGUUAAUGUACGGGGUGGAUCUCGCAAAUAUCAAACAAUUAGUUGCGAUAAAGGAAGGAAAGCAAUUGGUGCGAAAUCAUCAAAAAGGAUAAAUUGUCCUGCAAAGAUUAAUGCAAUCCUAAGAGAAAAUGGAAUGUGGCGAUUUCAAAAUGUCACCGAAUAUGGAUAUGAAGAGGAGAUUGGAGGCAAACGAUAUAGCCGCAUAAGACCCGCAAAAAGCAUUAGGUUGCUUGAAGUUCAAGCAGGUGGACCAGAAAAUUUAAGCUGUUUGUCAAAGGAUUGUCGAAACUUCAUUGAGCGAAAGAGGAGGCUACGACUUGGUGAUGGUGAUGCUGAGGCUAUACGUAAGUUGUUUGUGAGAAUGCAACGAAACGAUCCUGAGUUUUUCUAUUCAUUUGAUCUUGAUGAUGAUUCCAGGCUUUCAAAUGUUCUAUGGGUUCAUCCUCGUAGUCGAGCUGCUUACGAGGAAUUCAAUGAUGUUGUUAGUUUUGACACUACUUACCUUGUUAAUCGAUACAAGUUGCCAUUUGCCACCAUUGUUGGAGUAAAUCAUCAUGGGCAAUCUAUUUUAUUAGGAUGCGCCUUGAUCUCACAUGAAGAUGUAAACACUUUUAAGUGGUUGUUCAUGACGUGGCUUGAAGCAAUGGAAGAUGUUCAUCCUAAUUCUAUUCUUACAGAUCAAUGCGAGAGCAUGAGGAAAGCCAUUAGGGAGGUAAUGCCUAAUACUAGACACAGAUUUUGCUUGUGGCAUAUAUUAUGCAAGGUACCUGAGAAGUUUAAGGGUGUUACUGAUUAUGAUAGUGCAUGCCUUGAGUUUAAAGCUGUAAUAUAUGAUAGCUUAACCAUCGAGAUGUUUGAGAGAAAUUGGAAUGAGUUUGUGGUGAAGCAUGGGUUGGAAAGAAAUGAAUGGCUUUCCAAACUAUAUGUUGAUAGGGAGUAUUGGUAUGAGAUUGCUAUGUGUGACAAGAAUGAAAAGGAGUUCUAUGCUGAUUUCAAAUCAAAAAACACAGUUCCAACUGAAAAGGGAAGGCGUGAAGCAGAUAAUGAGCCAGGAAUUGAGAGACAUAAAAUUAUGGAGAAAUCCAUAAUCAACAACUGGUUUCAUAGGGAGUUUGUUUAUGAUGUAGAGUAA
This is a messenger RNA of Hevea brasiliensis (rubber tree), 1410 nucleotides long. Its product is annotated as protein FAR-RED IMPAIRED RESPONSE 1-like. The coding region runs from base 1 to 1410 and encodes 469 amino acids. The record is from RefSeq and is a predicted model, not a curated record. Lineage: Eukaryota; Viridiplantae; Streptophyta; Magnoliopsida; Malpighiales; Euphorbiaceae. The transcript has 4 exons.